Messenger RNA from Morus notabilis, 1044 nucleotides. RefSeq lists its product as uncharacterized. The record is from RefSeq and is a predicted model, not a curated record. The transcript has 3 exons. Bases 1 to 948 code for a protein of 315 amino acids. NCBI's taxonomy places the organism in Eukaryota, Viridiplantae, Streptophyta, Magnoliopsida, Rosales, Moraceae.
AUGAAAGGGACAUCGAAAGAGUAUGGAGGCGUUCUAAAGCAUUGGCCGGAGGUCUUUGCCAUGCCAGCCAUAUUGCCCCCGCCAUGGGUUUGGAAUCAUGACAUUAUUCACAAAGAGGGAACCUCUCUGAUCAACAUCCAACCGGUCUUAAACAGGGAGAUUGUGCCGAAUAGGUUCCCGAUUCCCGUAAUAGAUGAGCUGCUCAAUGAGUUGUAUGGAGCAACGGUCUUUUCUAAGAUAGAUUUGAAGUCUAGUUAUCCCCAUAUCCGUGUACGUGGUGAGGAUGUGCCGAAAAUGGCUUUCUGGACGCAUGUAGGGCACUAUGAGUUCUUGGUUAUGUCCUUCGGUUUAACCAAUACUCUGGCGAUAUUUCAAGCUCUAAUGAAUGAGGCCACGCCGGCUUCUUCAUGGGACGACUCCGUCGACCACUUGAGCCUCUCAUACGACAACGAGCCACUCGCCAUCGCGGAGUCCCACCUGUCGUUUUGGCAGUGCCCCGAAACCGGGUUCAAAGUGGAGAGAACUUCGAGCAAGAACAGUGUUCUGAUCACCAUCCCGGAGGUGGCCGAGAUCGCGGUCAAUGUUGUUCCGGUGACUAACGAAGAUGAUCGGAUUCACAACUAUCAGAUUCCUGAAAAUGAUUGCUUUGCCCAUCUGGAGGUGCAGUUUAGGUUUCAUGGAUUGUCGUCGAGAGUUGAGGGCGUGAUUGGGAGGACUUAUAGGUCGGAUUUCGAGAACCCGGCGAAGCCCGGGGUGGCAAUGCCGGUGUUGGGAGGCGAGGACAGGUACCGAACGACGUCGCUUUUGGCGGCCAAUUGCCGCGACUGUUUGUUCUCUGGCGCUGGGGUUUUGGCGGAGGAGCAGGGGGACAAGUUGGGGGUGGAGUAUGGGAUGUUGGAUUGCAGUGGGAGUGGCGCGAGUGGGAAUGGAAUUGUUUGCAGGAAAUGAUGUAAUAUGGAUCAGGGAAAGUUUUGUUAAUUUGAUCAUGGAAUAAUUGAAGUUCCGUCUUUAAUAAUUGAUGCGGAUUUUCAUCUCCAGUUUAAG